Molecule: messenger RNA, 981 nt
Organism: Mytilus trossulus (common blue mussel)
Lineage: Eukaryota; Metazoa; Mollusca; Bivalvia; Mytilida; Mytilidae
Exons: 1
Coding region: 1-981 (326 amino acids)
Source: RefSeq, a predicted model, not a curated record
AUGUCAAACAACGACUCGAAAGAAAUUUCUAAAAUCGCUAGCAAAGUGCUGAGUCUUAGUGGCAUUAGUGAAGUUAUAACACGCCUUUCAAAAUGUAAAACAGAGGUCAUUGAGGUCAUACAUAAACACAGGAUUGAAACUAUUUAUGCUGGCAGUCUAACAGAAGGGACUGACACAAAAGAGAGUCAUUUUGAUCAAAUGUCGGUUAUACCCGGUAUAACUGUUUGUAUUUCAAAUGAAAAAGCGACGCCUCUUGGUGGACAUGUUUUCGAAUUAAACGCUAUCGGUAGCCAACCUGGAUAUUGUAGACUUCAACUACAUCAUUUAGCUGACGAAGAAUGCUUAUACUUUAAAGCUUGCCAAAGCAGCAUCAAAGAUUUAAUUGAGGAACAAAACGAUGGAAAUUUUCUUUCUAGCGAUAAGUUUGUAAAUGUGUUUGUCAAUUUAGGGAAACGUCUUGGUUUUUGUGUGCCUUCUCAUGUUCGACACGGUCCAUGCGCAAUGUCCGAGGUUAAUUGUACGCUUAAAAGGUACAGCGGGUGGGGUAAAGGGGAGAAAGACUGGGCUCAUGGACUUGUAUGCGAGGAGUGGCCUAUUGGGGCCAAUGAAUGGUUCAAAAGAAAACGUCAUGACUGGCCAACAGCUGAAAUACAAGAAAUAAUCAAGAAACAAAGCUGUCACGUCGUUCCUGUGGGCGAUAGAAUUUCUUCAUUUCACUCUCUACAGUGGCGAAUAUCUUUUCUCCUGCAAGAAAGGGAGUUAGUUUGGAGUUGUAACGACACACAACUUCAGUGCUAUUUGUUAAUGAAAAAACUGAUGAAAAAAUACAUCGAACCAGCUGUCUCUGAUGAGCUGAGCCCCUACCAUUUAAAAACUAUCGUGUUUUUGGCAAUCAGAAGAGGGAGGCAUGGCUAUUUGGAAAUCAGAGAAUCUUUUACAAUGUAUCAGCGAUUGAUUUCAAAGGGUGUUAGAUUGUAUUGA